ACUUGUUGUCUUUCUCGAUCUCGUCGUUCUUCGUCGUCGUUGUCUUCUUGUUUUAGUGUAUAGUUCGAUGGAUAGGGUGGCAAAGUUGGCGUCGCAGAAGGCGGUGGUGAUAUUCAGCAAGAGCACUUGCUGCAUGUGCCAUGCGGUGAAGAGCCUGUUCUACGAGCUCGGAGUGAGCCCAGCCAUCCACGAGCUCGACGAGGACUCGAGGGGGAAGGAGAUGGAGCGGGCCCUGGCCCGGCUCGGCUGCAGCCCCGCUGUCCCUGCAGUCUUCAUCGGGGGGAAGUUCGUCGGGUCGGCCAACACCGUCAUGACCUACCACCUCAGCGGCUCGCUCAAGAGAAUGCUCAAGGACGCCGGCGCAUUGUGGCUCUAGCCAUAUGGAAAUGAACCGAGUUAUAAGAGGUUUCGACUAGUCUUUAGCCUUUUUCCUCUUGCUUACCUCGGCUUGUGAGGUACAUUUAACUGUAGUAUGAAAAAAAAUACAUGAAGGGAAGAGUUAUGACUAUAAAGUAUUGCCUUUUACAAACUUUUUUGGGUACAAUUUGCCACUUAAAACAACAAUGGCAUGCCCUGUAAUGGUAAGGAUGGCAAACACUGGCCUCUUCAAUAUUGGAACUUCGUGAUCAA
This is a messenger RNA of Rhodamnia argentea, 630 nucleotides long. Its product is annotated as monothiol glutaredoxin-S10-like. The record is from RefSeq and is a predicted model, not a curated record. Bases 68 to 376 code for a protein of 102 amino acids. NCBI's taxonomy places the organism in Eukaryota, Viridiplantae, Streptophyta, Magnoliopsida, Myrtales, Myrtaceae. The transcript has a single exon.